AUGAUCACAGGCAAGACUGAAGAUACCCUGGCGGCUUCAAUUGUCGAGAUGAUCGAGAAUAAUAGGAGGCCGGACAACGAGAAGAAUUUUGACGAAGAUGCAUACAACACCCAACAUCUACUUAGAAUGGGCAAGUUGAAGAUAGAGAAAAUAUUGCUGCGCAAAGCCGACCUGUGCAUUGUACCUCUGGCUGCUUUGGCCUAUCUUGUGUUUCAUAUCUUGAACAAUAUAGGAAACGCUCGUCUGAUGGGCUGGCAAAAGAGUAUCAAUAUGUCAGAUUCUCAAUUCUCCAAUACUCCGCCAUUGUUCUCCGCUUAUUAUUCAGCUGCAACACUGUGCGGCGCAUUCAGCGGUCUAAUGGCGUACGUGGUUGAGAUCAAUCUAGACGGUGUUGCAGGACGCAGAAACUGGCAAUGGCUCUUUAUCAUUGAAGGGGCUCCGGCUGUCGGCGUUGGAAUCAUCUUUUGGCUUCUUCUUCCACCUUUUCCAGACCAGAUCAAGUCUACCAAACACUGGCUCUUUAGCUCUGAAGAGAUUACCUUGGCAAAGGAAAGAGCACGAUCGUACAAUACCCUUCAUGCCAAAGUCGAGGUUUCACAGAUCCGGAGAUCAUUCCAAGACCCGAAGACGUAUUUCUUUGCCAUUCUCAAUGUCGGCAACACUCUCGCCAUAUCUUCGGUUGGAAUCUUUCUCCCAACCUUUAUACAAACUUUCGGCCUCUCUCCUAGUAAGCCAGCCACUCUAUAA
This is a messenger RNA of Trichoderma gamsii, 747 nucleotides long. Its product is annotated as allantoate permease. Gene Ontology annotation, molecular function: transmembrane transporter activity. Bases 1 to 747 code for a protein of 248 amino acids. Gene Ontology annotation, cellular component: membrane. The transcript has 4 exons. NCBI's taxonomy places the organism in Eukaryota, Fungi, Ascomycota, Sordariomycetes, Hypocreales, Hypocreaceae. The record is from RefSeq and is a predicted model, not a curated record.